Molecule: messenger RNA, 2106 nt
Organism: Cucurbita maxima (winter squash)
Lineage: Eukaryota; Viridiplantae; Streptophyta; Magnoliopsida; Cucurbitales; Cucurbitaceae
Product: beta-amylase 1, chloroplastic-like
Exons: 4
Coding region: 137-1870 (577 amino acids)
Biological process (GO): polysaccharide catabolic process
Molecular function (GO): beta-amylase activity
Source: RefSeq, a predicted model, not a curated record
AAAUUUCAAAUUGCCGUACACGAAUCUAAAAAGAACAAGAACGGAUUACGAGUUUCUUCCUUGUUCGUAGAGAUUAGAAUUUAGAUUUUGGUUUCCAUUUGAAUUUGAUUAACUUUCUCGUUUGAUUUUAUUGGAUAUGGCGUUCAGCAUCACUCAUCAGAUUGGAGCGCUCGCCGGAACGCCGGUGACUUCAGAAAUGAGUAACGGCGCGUCCGGUGAAGCGACAGCGGCAGUGAAUGCGGCGGUGUUGAGGAAGUCACCGGCGUCUGCUCUAAGAUGCAGAGUGCAGAGGACGGACGGAGUAGACGCGCUAUCGCCGCCAUUGAGUCCGUGCAGAUCGCCGGUGCUGGGAGGGAUACGGCCAGAUUUGUCGGUGGCGUGCCAAGCAUUUGCGACCGAGGUGGCGGCUCCGACGGAAGUGAAGGAGUACAAAGAAGGAGGUGAGAGAGGGAAGGGGAAAGGAGUUCCGGUUUACGUGAUGAUGCCAUUGGAUAGCGUGACGAUGGGGAAUACGGUGAAUCGGAGGAAGGCGAUGAACGCGAGUUUACAGGCUCUGAAAAGCGCCGGAGUGGAGGGGAUAAUGAUGGAUGUGUGGUGGGGAUUGGUGGAGAGAGACUCGCCUGGUUCGUACAACUGGGGCGGCUAUACAGAGCUCUUAGAAAUGGCCAAAAAACACGGCCUCAAAGUCCAAGCCGUUAUGUCCUUUCAUCAAUGCGGCGGCAACGUUGGGGACUCCGUCACUAUUCCUUUACCUAAAUGGGUAGUGGAAGAGAUUGAUAAAGAUCCAGAUCUUGCGUACACUGAUCAAUGGGGGAGAAGGAAUUAUGAAUACAUAUCGUUGGGAUGCGACAACCUCCCUGUUCUUAAAGGCCGAACUCCCGUCCAAUGCUAUGCAGAUUUCAUGCGUGCUUUCAAGGAUAAUUUCAAGCACCUUCUUGGUGACACCAUUGUGGAAAUCCAAGUGGGAAUGGGCCCUGCUGGUGAGCUCCGUUAUCCAUCCUACCCUGAGCAAAAUGGGACAUGGAAAUUUCCAGGAAUUGGAGCCUUCCAAUGCUUUGAUAAGUACAUGCUGAGUAGUCUAAAAGCUGCUGCUGAAGCUUAUGGUAAACCUGAAUGGGGAGUUACAGGCCCAACUGAUGCCGGAAGCUACAACAACUGGCCAGAAGACACCCCAUUUUUUCGUAAAGACGGCGGUGGCUGGAAUUCGACUUACGGUGAGUUCUUCCUCUCCUGGUACUCCCAAAUGCUGUUAGCUCAUGGCGAGAGAAUCCUCAUGGCGGCCACCUCAACCUUUGAGAACACUGGCGUCAAGAUGUCAGUGAAGAUUGCCGGAAUCCAUUGGCAUUACGGGCACCGCUCACAUGCCCCUGAGCUCACAGCAGGCUACUACAAUACCCGAUUCCGUGAUGGAUAUCUCCCAAUUGCUCAAAUGCUUGCCCGCCAUGGCGCCAUCUUCAACUUCACCUGCAUUGAGAUGCGCGACCACGAGCAGCCACAGGACGCCCUCUGUGCCCCUGAGAAGCUGGUCCGGCAGGUAGCUCUAGCCACACACAAAGCCCAAGUCCCUCUUGCAGGGGAAAAUGCUCUGCCACGCUAUGAUGAGUCCGCCCAUGGGCAGAUCUUGCAAGCUUCCUCCUUCAUCGGCGAGGGGGAUUCAGAGGAGACUGAGAUGUGUGCGUUCACAUAUCUGAGAAUGAAUCCACACCUGUUUGAGGCAGAGAAUUGGAGAAGAUUUGUGGCGUUUGUGAAGAAGAUGAAGGAAGGGAAGAACCCAGACAAGUGUUGGGAGCAGUUGGAGAGGGAAGCUGAGCAUUUUGUUCAUGUUACUCAACCUCUGGUACAAGAGGCUGCUGUUGCUCUCAUGCACUAGAAGAAGAAAAAGGAAGGUUUCAUUAUUAUAGUGUUGUAAACUCCAUAGUUGAUGAACAGGUUCAACAAUGGAGGCUUGGUCUGGUCUGGUCUCAGCUCUGCGUUUUCUGUAGCUCUCUGGUUUUUAGUAUGAUGUAGCUAUGGAAAAAAGAGGAACUCGUAAUUUCUAUCCUCAGAUUUCUACAUUAAAAUCAUAUUUGUAAUCUUAACUUUUAGCUAGUUUCACUUUAGUUUCGA